Messenger RNA from Penicillium egyptiacum, 1011 nucleotides. The record is from the annotation of a GenBank genome assembly. NCBI's taxonomy places the organism in Eukaryota, Fungi, Ascomycota, Eurotiomycetes, Eurotiales, Aspergillaceae.
AUGAGAGCUGUACGCUUCCAUGGAAGAUGUGAUAUCCGCAUUGAUGAGGUUGAAGAGCCAAUUUGUGAUAUCCAUGAGUAUCUUACUGGCCCAACGAUCGUCCCUGUCACGCCGCACCCAUUAACCGACGGGAAGCUGCCGACCACCCUAGGCCAUGAGUUCAGUGGCACAGUUGAAGAGGUUGGCUCAGGCGUUACAGGGUUCAAGGUCGGGGAUCGGGUUGUAGUCAAGCCUAACCUCUUCGACGCUACGUGUUCGAACUGUGCAAUGGGCAGGUUCAAUUGCUGUGAGAAGGUGGGAUUCAUCGGAUUCAGCAGUCAGGCAGGUGGUCUAUCGGACCACAUAGUCGUGGACAGCAGACAAGCGAUUCUGCUACCGGACUCCAUUCCACUCGACAUCGGUGCCCUGGUGGAACCUCUCGCCGUCGCAUGGCACGCCGUAAGCCGCAGCCCUCUGCAGAUAAAUGACACGGUACUAGUGGUUGGGGCUGGACCAAUCGGUCUGGCUAUCAUCCAGGUACUGAAAGUCAAAGGUAUUCCUUCGAUUAUUGCUGUGGAGGUCUCUGAGCGACGACGCGAAUUUGCCCUGGCCCUGGGCGCCACUGAGGUCCUUAAUCCCGUUGAUAUGGAUGCGGUUACGCAGAUACGUGCCUUGACAGGGAAUGUGGGUGCAGACGUGGUGUUUGAGUGUUCCGGAGCUCAGGGUGGGCUUGACACUGCGAUCACUGGACUUCGGGUGCGUGGGACGGCGGUCGUCGUGUCCUUGUGGGAGCAGAGGCCUACUAUUGAUACUUUUGCUGUUGUGUUCCAGGAGAAGCAUGUCAUAGGGGCUGCUCUUUAUGAUGGUGGGGACUUUGAGGCUGUGAUUGAUGAGAUUGCUUCCGGUGCUAUUCAGCCUCGCCCGAUGAUCACAAGUAAGAUCCGAAUGGAGGAUGUGGAUGAGAGAGGGUUCAAAGCUCUCAUCGAAGAGAGAGAUAAGCAUGUAAAGAUCCUGGUCGACAUUUCUGCAUAA